This is a messenger RNA of Lepisosteus oculatus (spotted gar), 3719 nucleotides long. It is a transcript of the gene vps4a, whose product is annotated as vacuolar protein sorting 4 homolog A. NCBI's taxonomy places the organism in Eukaryota, Metazoa, Chordata, Actinopteri, Semionotiformes, Lepisosteidae. Gene Ontology annotation, biological process: vacuole organization; endosomal transport. The record is from RefSeq and is a predicted model, not a curated record. Gene Ontology annotation, molecular function: ATP hydrolysis activity; ATP binding.
UGAAUGUCUAUGGUCGUUUCCGUUUCCUUCAUUUUCAGGGGUCCUGUUCAGUCUCUUGUUUAUGACAAUCGCAAAAGAAUACCCGAAGGAUUUAACCAGAACAGGUGCAAAAAACAGAAAUCCGUUUCGACUCCAGAGCCUGGGUGUCCCCUUUUGCAGAGUGGAUGAAUCCCUGGUGAGGUGUGAGAUGAAAUGACAACGUCAACACUACAGAAAGCAAUUGACCUGGUAACGAAAGCCACAGAAGAAGACAAGGCCAAAAACUACGAAGAGGCUCUGAGACUGUACCAGCAUGCGGUGGAGUACUUCUUACAUGCAAUUAAAUAUGAGGCGCACAGCGACAAGGCAAAGGAGAGCAUCCGAGGGAAGUGUGUUCAGUACCUAGACCGGGCUGAGAAGCUCAAGGACUAUCUCAAGAACAAACACAAGCAGGGCAAGAAGCCUGUUAAGGAGUCCCAGCACAAUGACAAAGGGAGCGACUCCGACAGCGAGGGGGAGAACCCAGAGACUAAGAAGCUCCAGGAGCAGCUGAUGGGCGCCAUCAUCAUGGAGAAGCCCAACGUCCGGUGGAACGACGUGGCUGGGCUGGAAGGAGCGAAGGAGGCUCUGAAAGAAGCGGUCAUUCUGCCCAUCAAAUUUCCGCACCUAUUUACAGGCAAGCGCACUCCCUGGCGUGGGAUCCUGUUGUUCGGCCCUCCGGGGACAGGCAAGUCCUACCUGGCCAAAGCAGUGGCCACGGAAGCCAACAACUCCACCUUCUUCUCCGUGUCCUCCUCUGAUCUCAUGUCCAAGUGGCUGGGGGAGAGUGAGAAACUUGUAAAGAACCUCUUUGACUUGGCUAGACAGCAUAAACCCUCCAUUAUUUUCAUUGAUGAAGUGGACUCGUUGUGUGGCUCUAGGAAUGAGAAUGAAAGUGAAGCUGCUAGAAGGAUUAAGACAGAGUUUCUGGUUCAAAUGCAAGGUGUGGGGAACAAUAAUGAUGGGGUCCUAGUUCUUGGUGCGACGAACAUCCCCUGGGUGCUGGAUGCUGCCAUUAGGAGGAGGUUUGAGAAGCGGAUCUACAUCCCCCUGCCGGAGGAGCCCGCCCGGGCCCAGAUGUUCCGGCUGCACCUGGGCAACACGCCGCACAGCCUGUCGGAGGCAGACGUGCGCGAGCUGGCCAGGAAGACAGAUGGGUACUCCGGCGCGGACAUCAGCAUCAUCGUGCGGGACGCGCUCAUGCAGCCCGUGCGCAAAGUCCAGUCAGCCACGCACUUCAAGAAGGUCCGAGGUCCUUCCCGAACAAAUGCUAAUGUGAUAGUGGAUGACCUGCUGACCCCCUGCUCUCCUGGUGACCCCGACGCCAUCGAAAUGACCUGGAUGGACGUUCCCAGCGAUAAACUGCUGGAACCUGUCGUCUGCAUGUCGGACAUGCUGCGUUCCCUCGCCACCACCCGGCCUACUGUAAACACUGAAGACCUUCUGAAGGUCAGGAAGUUCACCGAGGACUUCGGCCAGGAGGGCUGAGCGAAGAGGGGGUUCACAGCGUGGUUUCGAAAGACAAAUGACCUGCCCACAGCUGUCACCAUCGCCACAACGCGUAAUCCUACUGCUUUAACUACUAAGCCGAUCGGCUGACUUCACUAACUCCGGUUGGUAUGAAGAAGGAAUUAUUUAUUUUGAUUUAACAGUGUUCAAGUCAUAAAGACUGUUUUGCCAUCCAGCAAUUCUGGAGGGGAAAGGUGGGGCAAUUUAUAAUAAACGUGUUCAUAUUGACCCCUAAAAACCCAUCAGUUUCAGACUGUUUCGAGUAGCUGUGCUCUCAUCAUAGAGCUCUGGUGAGUUAGGAGAUGGAGAAGUCUUAGCAGGCCUCUGUUUUCAUGUGCAUGUGUUUAAAUCAUUGUUUUUGCAGAACUAAGUGACUUUUUGAGGUUCUUCAGAAUGCAGAUAUUCCAGCCUGGUAUAAGGUUUAAGUUAGAGAUACUUUUACAAAGAAGGUUAAUUUUAGUUUCCCUGUUCUGUGCAGUAUCAUCCUUGUCUUGGUUAUUGUAUACAUUUUUAUUUUUAUUCAUGACAUCUCUUUAAACAUACUCUUUAAACCAAUCUCUAUGCCAGUUAAAAACACUAAAACUGCUAAUUACAGACAAGGCUCAAGUUCCCUUUUCACUUAAAAUCACAUGUGCUGAGUGUUGUCUCAGGCUCAUCACUUCCUCAAGCAGUUUACAGGUGACAUUGAUCACUAAUCCCAGCGCCAAUUUAACUUGCAUAUCAGUCCGGAAAUUUCCCUGGAGUGGCAUAAACUGGAUUUGCUGUGGCUGAGGGUUUAUUUUCACCCAAAUUUAAAUGAGACAUAGACAAAUAUUUAUUUUUCACCAGAAUGAAGAUGCAUGUGAUGUACAAUGUUUAAAGUCAUUGUAGUGACUCACUAUUGCUCUAAUCUCAGAGGACAUUGGAUACGUUUUACUAAAUUGGGGAUCUAGUGAAGACAACAUGACUAAUUACCAUUUAAAGACAUGUCAAACUGAUUUUAGUUUUACAUUUUACAGUUAUACCUUGUUAAGAAAUAUGGCAAUGCCUUCAUCAGUCGUGUUUGGCAGCUGUUGUGACAUUGGAUUAUUAGAAGUUUGAAUGUAUAUGUUGUCUGUGUUGCACUCACAGUGUACAGUAUAUGUGGUACUGUAUACACUUACCUGCAGUGCAAUAGCUACUUGCCACACUCAAAUCUCAAAUGACCUGUUGCAACCUGACCUGUAGUUGUAGUUAGCAGUAAUAUACAUAUUAAUUCUGUGCAUAGGAAAAGCGUUUGAACAUAUUAUCCAGGGUUCAUUGCAAAGUGUCACAGAGUUGCCAAGGCUGAGAAGGAAUAUUUUUUGUAUCUGUGAAGAAAACAAAAAGUAUCAAUGUUGAAUUUGUCAAAAGCCAGAAGUGGUUUAGAUGCAGAAAAUCUUACUGCAAUGAUUUGCAUAUAUUCCCCCCCUCCUUCACUGAAAAGCAGCAUGAUUCUGUGUACUUGUUCAGCAUUACAUCUAAAACACGCAAAACCAGUUUCAUGAGUGGAAGCCAGCAAGUACAUGGUAUAGCAGUAACUGAAUAAAUACAAAUUAUCCAUAGUACAAUCACAAAAUCUCCAAAAUGUAACAAGCCCAGCUGCUAAUCACACCAAGUUCAUUCAUGAAGCUCGGUAAUUAUUUUUUCUGAACUAAAUGAAAGCCCUUAAUAGCAAUUCAAGUAAAAAAAGAGUGACAUGCACUCUUCUAGAAGCUAGGAAAAUCUAGGCAAAGACUAGAACCAUCCAGUUCCUUGAUGGAAUGGUUUACUGAAGUAUUUAAAAGGCACUUAACAUGUCAAUUGUAUAAUUUAAAAAUGCCCACUAUUUUUUUUUGUCAGUGCACAGUGUGUACCUGACCAGCUCCUGAAUUUUAGCUUGAUAGAAUCAGGUUUAACAGUGGAACAGCGUUCAAACGAAAUAUUAGAAUGAACUGACUGAACAGGAAAUAAGCUGUAUGAAAUCCCUUUCUGUCUUAGUAGUUGAUGUUAUUGAGGGGUGAACUGGUGAAAUUGAAUUUGGGAGGUAAAUCUCAUGUUCACAUCUCUGUACUCCAAAUAUAACUGUACAAGUCUACUAACACCUGCUGUUUCUUUUGGUCUGUUCUGUAUUGCAUUGACAAACAUUAGACAGGUAAAAAUAUUAAGACUAAGAUACAUUUGUUUGGCUGUAAUAAAUCUGAUGACAAAGCAAA